UUUGAGUUUCAUUAAUUAAUUCUGCAAAUGGCUUCACAAUUAUUAGACAAAUAGUUUUUGUCGCUUUUGCCUCCAAAAAUCACUCUUUAUAGUUCACAAUUAUUGACUUCGUCUUUGCCCCAAUCACACUCCAAUUAUUUAUUUUCUUCGCCUUCGUCUUCCAGUGGCAAAAGAUUAUUUUAGCUUUGAAUAAAAGGACAUCUGCUUAGGCUUCUUGUUUGCGCACACUAGCACUCUGCAUUAGCAUUAUGGAGAGAGUUUCUUCCCAUUUUCUCAUCCUUGCACUACUCUUACCAAUCCAUUAUUUGAUGGAUUAUAGCUCGGCCAAAAACGAUAUCAACACCGAUCGUUCUUCACUUCUCGCCUUAAAAUCCCAAAUCACUUUAGAUCCUCAAAAUGUAUUGACCCAAAAUUGGAGCACUGAAGCCAGUGUUUGUAGUUGGAUCGGAGUUAUUUGUGAUUCACGUUACAAUAGGGUUACGCAGUUGAACAUAUCGUACAUGGGUCUUGUCGGAACCCUACCACCAGAAAUUGGGAAACUUUCUUCUCUCGUUUCUUUAGUUGCGAACGAGAACUCCUUUCAUGGCCCCAUUCCCCCAUCUAUCUUCAACCUGUCAUUUCUAGAAGUUUUGGAAGUAAGGAAUAAUAGUUUGUCUAGUAGUUUACCUCUUGAUAUGUGCAAACGCAAUCUACAUAGACUCAAGAGGCUUCGUUUGUCUUUCAACGAGAUGUAUGGGGAAAUAUCAUCGAGUUUGGAGAAGUGUUCACAGCUUGAGUAUCUUUCUUUGUACAAUAACAAUUUCACUGGAUUGGUGCCGACAGAAAUUGGGAACUUGACGAAGCUUCAAGAGCUGCACCUUGGUGAAAAUAAGUUGACUGGUAAUAUUCCAAAAGAGAUCGGAGGUCUUACUAAUUUGCAAGCUUUGGAUAUGAGUUCCAACAAUUUCAGUGGACAUGUGCCGAGAGAAAUUGGAAACUUGACAAUGCUUCAAUUGUUGCACCUUGGUACCAACAACUUAAGUGGUGAAAUUCCAGAAGAGGUUGGUCGUCUGACUAAUUUACAAAGUUUGAGCAUGAGUUCUAACAAGUUAAAAGGCCCUCUACCAUCAACUAUUUUCACCAUGACAUCCUUGAAAUAUAUGGACUUUGCCUUCAAUGAAUUGAGUGGACCAUUAUCAAGAGAUAUUGGAAACAUGACAUCCCUUCUCAGAAUAGGCCUUGAAUUCAACAAUUUCAGUGGUAAUAUUCCAAAGGAGAUUGGCCAUCUCAAUAAUUUCGAGCGGUUGAGCAUGUCUGCCAAUAAGUUUAGUGGAUCAUUGCCAAGAGAAAUUGGGAACCUAACAACCAUGUUUGGGUUGUUCCUUCACAGCAAUGUUUUAACCGGUCAUAUUCCGAAAGAGAUUUGUCGUCUUAUUAACAUGGUGGAGAUGCAAUUGGAGGUAAACAAUUUCAGUGGAUCAUUACCAGAAGAAAUUGGAAACAUGACACAACUUCGCUACUUGUACCUCAACAAUGUUAAUUUAAGCGGUAAUAUUCCAAAAGGCAUUAGUCUUCUUAAAAAUUUGAAGACACUCAAUAUGGCAUCUAACAAAAUUAGUGGAACAUUGCCAAGAGAAAUUGGGAACUUGACCGCCAUUAGUCAGUUAUGGCUUUUUGACAAUAAUUUAAAUGGAGUUAUCCCACAAGAGAUGCAUCAUCUUCAUAAUUUCCAACAUUUGGGCUUAAGUUUGAACAAGUUGUCAGGCCAAAUACCAUCCUUCAUUUGUAACUUGACAUCCCUUGAGUAUCUUGUUCUCUCAAAAAACACUUUGGAAGGAUCAAUUCCACAAUGCAUCGGAAACUUGAGCUCUUUGGCCAUCUUUGGUCGUCGCAUUCCAUCAACAAUUAACAAGGAGUGUAGUCUUGUGAACAUUUAUUUGAAUGGUAAUAAAUUGCAAGGAUCAUUACCUAAAUCCUGGAUCAAUUGCCAAAGUUUGCAAGUCCUCGACAUUGGAAAUAAUAGAAUAGAAGGCGAAUUUCCCUUUUGGAUGGAAGUUCUUCCAGACCUUCGAGUGCUGGUCUUAAGGUCUAACAAGUUUUAUGGUAAUAUGUCACUUCCUUCACAAACCAAGAUUCCAUAUCCUAAUUUGCAAGUUUUAGAUAUAUCUCAUAAUAGAUUUGUGGGUUCUCUGCCUCAAACAUAUUUCAAGAAUUUCGAAGAAAUGAUUAAUGAAACAAACUUUCCAACUGACUACUUUGGUUCAUAUCGGGGGAUAAGGAUCACCUUGAAAGGUUCGGAUCAAUUAUUAGAGAGAUUGUUGUCAGGCUUUACAGCAAUUGACUUAUCCUCCAACAGGUUUUCUGGGAGUAUUCCACAUUCCAUAGGAAAUCUUAAGUUUCUCAGAUACUUGAAUUUGUCCAACAAUAACCUCAUUGGAAAUAUACCUUCAUCUCUUGCAAAUAUGAGUGAACUUGAAUCUCUGGACUUGUCAGUGAACAAGUUGGAUGGAGAAAUUCCAAGUGAUUUGACGAGGUUGACAUUUCUAGCAAAAUUAAACCUUUCAAUGAAUAAUCUUGUGGGGCAAAUACCACAAUCUAAGCAGUUUUCCACAUUUGAAAAUGAUUCAUACGUGGGAAACUUGGGACUGUGUGGAGUUCCGUUGACGAGAAAAUGCAACGACGAGAAUGGGCAUGGGAUGAAGCCACAAGAAGAUGAUGAUGAAGAAGAUGAGUUUGGAUUUAUAGAUGGAUUUGGAUGGAGAAGUGUGGUGAUGGGAUAUGGAAGUGGAUUCAUAGUUGGAAUUGGAAUUGGUUACAUUAUUAUUAGAAAUGGAAGGCCAAGAUGGUUAGUGGAAUUCUUUUUUGGGGUUGGAUAUAAUAAUAAGAAGAAGAAGAGACGCAGCAGAGCUACACCAACACCAACACGCAGGAGAACUUAAUUGAAGGCUUGUGCUUGAAUUGUGUUUUCUUUUUCUUAUAUCCUUUUUAAUUGCUACUUUAGUGUGUUUGUGCUCGAUUUCAACUUUAGAGUUUAUGAAAUGUUGUUGUUUGUUCGAAUAUGUGAAGUUUUAAUUUUAUCUCGUUUAGGUAAUUUUUUAGAUAUAUUAAAAUAGUUUUGUGAUUUUAUUUGUUAAAA
Molecule: messenger RNA, 3115 nt
Organism: Salvia miltiorrhiza (redroot sage)
Lineage: Eukaryota; Viridiplantae; Streptophyta; Magnoliopsida; Lamiales; Lamiaceae
Product: receptor-like protein 52
Exons: 7
Coding region: 249-2918 (889 amino acids)
Molecular function (GO): protein binding
Source: RefSeq, a predicted model, not a curated record